AUGUCGUGGCAGACGUACGUUGACGAGCAGCUGCUCUGCGACAUCGACGGCCAGCGCCUCACCGCCGCCGCCAUCCUCGGCCACGACGGCGCCGUCUGGGCGGAGUCUGAGUCCUUCCCCAAGGUCAAACCUGAAGAAAUUACUGCAGUAAUAAAUGACUUCGAUGAACCAGGCUCUUUGGCACCAACUGGAUUAUUCCUUGGUGGUACAAAGUACAUGGUUAUUCAAGGUGAACCUGGGGCUGUCAUUCGGGGCAAAAAGGGGUCAGGAGGGGUUACAAUCAAGAAGACGAGUCUAGCCAUCAUCAUUGGAAUUUACGAGGAACCAAUGACUCCUGGACAGUGCAACAUGGUGGUGGAGAGGCUCGGUGAUUACCUUCUUGAGCAGGGCUUCUGA
This is a messenger RNA of Triticum turgidum subsp. durum (durum wheat), 396 nucleotides long. The record is from the annotation of a GenBank genome assembly. NCBI's taxonomy places the organism in Eukaryota, Viridiplantae, Streptophyta, Magnoliopsida, Poales, Poaceae.